AUGCUCUCCAGCCCUGCGUCUCCCCACACCCUCCCUGCCCUGACAAGCCCCAUUCCCGCUGUGACCCAGGUACCAGCCCUGGUGAGCUCCGAGGAUCGAGGAUCGAGGAUCGAGGAUCUCGUGCCUUUUCCCGACCGCAGCUGCCCCUUCCCGUUUUGUCCGCUCAAGCAGCACUUGCCCAUGCUCCGAGACCACGCUGAGAUCUCCCUUCCGUGGAAACUUUCUGCCCGCCCUGAGUGCACAGCCCCCGCGCCCCCCGCACCCUCCACCCCGGGCCGCGCCGCCUCCGUCCGCCCCUCCCCCGGGGCUGCGACCCGGACCUGCCCCCCACCCGCUAGCCAGCGCUCACGCAGGCUGUUCCCCGGAUCCAGCUUCCUGGACUUGGGGGAUCUGAACGAGUCGGAUUUCCUCAACAAUGCGCACUUUCCUGAGCACCUGGACCACUUUGCAGAGAACAUGGAGGACUUCUCCAACGACCUGUUCAGCAGUUUCUUUGAUGACCCGGUGCUGGAUGAGAAGAGCCCUCUCCUGGACAUGGAACUGGACUCCCCGACGCCGGGUAUCCAGGCUGAGCACAGUUACUCCCUGAGCGGAGACUCGGCGCCUCAGAGCCCCCUGGUGCCCAUCAAGAUGGAAGACACCACCCAAGACGUGGAACACGGAGCGUGGGCACUGGGACACAAACUGUGCUCCGUCAUGGUGAAGCAGGAGCAGAGCCCGGAGCUGCCCGUGGACCCUCUGGCUGCCGCCUCCUCUCCCAUGGCCGCCGCUGCCGCCAUGACCACCACUCCGCUGCUGGGCCUCAGCCCCCUGUCCAGACUGCCCAUGCCCCACCAGGCUCCAGGUGAGAUGACUCAGCUGCCAAUGAUCAAAGCAGAGCCACAGGACGUGAACCAGUUCCUUAAAGUGACAUCAGAAGACCUGGUGCAGAUGCCUCCAACGCCCCCCAGCAGCCACGGCGGCAGUGACAGCGAUGGCUCCCAGAGUCCCCGUUCUCUGCCCCCUUCCAGCCCUGUCCGGCCUAUGGCCCGCUCGUCCACGGCCAUCUCCACCUCCCCACUCCUCACUGCCCCUCACAAACUACAGGGGACAUCAGGGCCACUGCUCCUGACAGAGGAGGAGAAGCGUACCCUGAUUGCUGAGGGCUACCCCAUCCCCACCAAACUCCCCCUCACCAAAGCCGAGGAGAAGGCCUUGAAGAGGGUCCGGAGAAAAAUCAAGAACAAGAUCUCUGCCCAAGAGAGCCGUCGUAAGAAGAAGGAAUACGUGGAAUGUCUAGAAAAGAAGGUGGAGACAUUCACAUCUGAGAACAACGAACUGUGGAAGAAGGUGGAGACCCUGGAGAAUGCCAACAGGACCCUGCUGCAGCAGCUGCAGAAACUCCAGACUCUGGUCACCAACAAGAUCUCCAGACCUUACAAGAUGGCUGCCACCCAGACGGGGACCUGCCUCAUGGUGGCAGCCCUGUGCUUCGUGCUGGUGCUGGGCUCCCUGGUGCCCUGCCUCCCUGAGUUCUCCUCCAGCUCCCAGACUGUGAAGGAAGACCCCACAGCGACUGACGGUGUCUAUGCAGCCAGUCAGAUGCCCUCCAGAAGCCUCCUGUUCUACGACGAGGGGGCCAGCUCGUGGGAAGACGGUCGCAGCGCCCUGCUGCCCAUGGAGCCGCCAGACGGCUGGGAGAUCAAGCCCGGGGGGCCGGUGGAGCAGCAGCCCCAGGACCACCUGCAGCACGACCACCUGGACAGCACCCACGAGACCUCCAAGUACCUGAGCAAGGUGUGGCCGGAUGACGCCAGUGAGAAUGGCACUAGCCCCGACUUCUCUCAUCCCAAGGAGUGGUUCCACGACAGGGAUCUGGGCCCCAACACCACCAUCAAACUCUCCUAAGCCAUGUCAAGACCCAGGACACAGGACACACCCCCGGCGCCCGGAAGAGGAGCCGUCUUGUUCACUGACCCGGAUCCAGCUCGCACCCUGUCCCCUGCCCUCCGCCCUCUGCCCCCUGGGACUUCCCACCCCAGGAGAAGGGGCCUCACUUCCCAGUUCCCCAGUCCUUCUUUGCCCUGUAUCUCGGCUGGGGCGUCCCCUCCACUCUGACAUUUGGAUGUUCCCUCGGGCCAACCACUCUGCUCUCCCCUCUCCCUCCCACGACUAUCCGUCCUUCUCAGAUAAACCACUCACUGGGUUACCCCCGCCCCCCAAUAAUGACCAACUCGACCACUGCCUGCCCCCGGACACACACAGACACACACACACGCCCCACGCGGACACCCUCGCCCCACCUCCCGCUGUACAGAGACCAAGAACAGAAAUUGUUUGUAAAUAAUGAACCUUAUUUUUUAUUAUUGCCAAUCCCCUAAGAUAUUGUAUUUUACAAAUCUCCCUCCUACCUUCACCCUCCCCGUGUUUUAUAUUUUAUGAAGUUAGUGCGGGCUUUCUUGCUCCCUGGCCCAGGGAAGAGGGACUCCCACACCCUCCCCUGGCCUCCCCCUGCCGCUGCCCAAGCCACAGGGCCUUUUUAAUUGCCAAACCGCUCCCUCCAUCAGCUCAGCACACGCUUUACGAAUGCAAAAUUAAACAAAAAAAAGAUGC
Tupaia belangeri chinensis (Chinese tree shrew) is the source of this 2592-nucleotide messenger RNA. It is a transcript of the gene CREB3L1, whose product is annotated as cAMP responsive element binding protein 3 like 1. NCBI's taxonomy places the organism in Eukaryota, Metazoa, Chordata, Mammalia, Scandentia, Tupaiidae. The record is from RefSeq and is a predicted model, not a curated record. The transcript is spliced from 13 exons. Bases 1 to 1887 code for a protein of 628 amino acids. Gene Ontology annotation, molecular function: DNA-binding transcription factor activity, RNA polymerase II-specific; cAMP response element binding. Gene Ontology annotation, biological process: regulation of transcription by RNA polymerase II.